Messenger RNA from Podospora pseudocomata, 1766 nucleotides. It is a transcript of the gene MIR1, whose product is annotated as mitochondrial phosphate carrier protein. NCBI's taxonomy places the organism in Eukaryota, Fungi, Ascomycota, Sordariomycetes, Sordariales, Podosporaceae. The record is from RefSeq and is a predicted model, not a curated record. Gene Ontology annotation, molecular function: phosphate transmembrane transporter activity. The transcript has 4 exons. Gene Ontology annotation, biological process: mitochondrial phosphate ion transmembrane transport. Gene Ontology annotation, cellular component: mitochondrial inner membrane. Bases 1 to 924 code for a protein of 307 amino acids.
AUGGCCACCAAGACCGAGACCAAGCCCCAGCUGAGCGGCGUUGCCCUCUACUCCAGAUUCGCCCUUGCCGGCGCCAUCUGCUGCUCCGUCACCCACGGUGCCCUCACCCCCGUCGAUGUCGUCAAGACUCGCAUCCAGCUCGACCCCGCUACCUACAACAGGGGCAUGAUCGGUGGCUUCAAGCAGGUCAUCAAGAAUGAGGGUGCUGGUGCCCUCCUCACUGGUGUCGGCCCUACCUUCGCCGGUUACUUCCUCCAGGGCUCCCUCAAGUUCGGUGGUUACGAGCUGUUCAAGCAGCAGGCCAUCAACUAUCUCGGCUACGAGAACGCCUCCAAGUACCGCACCGGUGUCUACCUCGCCUCUUCCGCCAUGGCCGAGUUCUUCGCCGAUAUUGCCCUCUGCCCUCUUGAGGCCACCCGUAUCCGUCUCGUCUCCCAGCCCACCUAUGCCUCCGGCCUCAUCGGCGGCUUCGGCAAGAUGCUCAAGAACGAGGGUGUUGGUGCCUUCUACGCCGGUUUCGGUCCCAUUCUGUUCAAGCAGAUCCCCUACACCAUGGCCAAGUUCGUUGUCUACGAGAAGGUCGCCGAGGCUGUCUACCAGGUCUUCCCCAAGAAGGACAUGGCCGACAGCAUGCAGACUGUUGUCAACCUCGGCUCCGGUCUCGUUGCCGGUUUCGCCGCUGCCAUCGUCUCUCAGCCCGCCGACACUAUGUUGAGCAAGAUCAACAAGACCCCCGGCGCCCCCGGUGAGGGCACCACCACCCGCCUCAUCAAGAUCGCCAAGGAGCUCGGCCUCAAGGGCUCCUACACCGGCAUCGGCGCCCGUCUCUUCAUGGUCGGCACCCUUACCGCUUUCCAGUUCGCCAUCUACGGUGACAUCAAGAAGGCUCUUGGUGCCACUGGCGGUGUCGAGAUCGGCAAAUAAGCGACUUAACAUAGUCAAUGCCGAUGUAGUCCAACAAAAGUGGUGAUGGAACCACAGAGACUUCCACAUGUCGUCUCUGCGGCUUAAUCCCCGCUUUUGUGGAGCAGGGAGGUUGGAGGGGUUAUGAUGGUGGAGAUUUUGGGGGGAAGUUGGAGAGAAAUUUCGACGGCUGCUGUUGUUACGACCUGAAUGACAGCGAGACAAACCAAAAAAACGACCAACAACAGGCAGGGUGCCUUUGGGGGGCAUCAAACGAAAAAACUGCGCGGCAUCUUGCACAAAUGUUGCUCGCUUUGAGGGAAAAGGUGUUUUUAUUUCCCCGGUCUUUGUUUGCAUUUCCGGGAUUUUGAAGCGCCUCUUCGCUAUAUCUUUUCUUUUGUUGUGUGUAUGGCUAUAAUACUCUAAAUGGGCAGGGAUUUGGGAUUUCUUUUUUUUUUUUUUGUCUUGGGCGAUUAAAAAAAAAGUGGUGUGCUUUCAAGAGAACUAUAGAGCGAUUAGAUCGGAGAGAGCAACUCUUUGUCUGGGAGACAAAUAGAAAGAAAGAAAGAAAGAGCAAAGACGCUUAUUCCUGUGCCUAGGUGGAGUGUUGGUUAGAUGUGUAUAAUAGUUGAGAUUUGAGGGAAUGGUGGAGGUUUUUUUUUUUGGGAUGAUUUGUUGAUCUUUGGUGUUGUACGUAAGUGAGUGUUGGUGCUGGAUAGGGAAGUGGUUGACUAAUGCCCCCUUUACCCCUGAAGGCUUGGGAACGGUUGAGAGGACAAUAUUUGCUCUGGGUACAUGACCCGAAGGCCGGGCAAUUCCGAAUAGACAAUUAAGUCAGUCCCUCCAUGAAACCUAACGAGAAA